AUGGCGGACGAGCGCGACGGUGGUAUUGUGCAGGCCUUUCUGGCCCUUGGCGCCGACUCCAUCCAAUGCUUUCGCAUGUUCUCCAGAGGCUCCAACCCGGGAUGCUACGUGCUGGGCUGGUGGGCCACCUUUGUCGCGAACGAGUACAUCAAGUCCACCGCCGUGCUGAAGAAGUGGUCUAGCGGCAGCUCCUCCUCCGGCACGGUGGACGCUGUAGUUGUGAAUGACGCACUCUGCAAGGAGAUCAUCCGCGACUGCCUGCUGCGGCGAGGGGUGUCGGUGGAGUACUACGAGCGAGAAACGGCCGGCGGGUCGUACGUGUGCCGCCAGCGCGGCUCGCCGGGGAACAUCACGGACUUUGAGGCAUCGCUCUUCGAGUUUGAGGAGGCGGAGAUUCAACUGCUGGCGAGCGGCUCCCUUGUGUUCGGUGCAAGGCAGGACACGGGGACAGCGAUUGGUUUUGCGGCAUUGAAUAACACGCUGCGACAGUUGAGCUUUGCCGAGUACACGGAUACGCUGCAGCUCACUAGCCUGGACGCGCUUGUCGCGCAGACCAACUUGAAGGAGCUUUUGUUGUGUGUGAUGUCAUCGGCUGCUUCCGCUGGCGCCGAAGCCACCUUCAACGACGAUGACCGAAUCACCGCGGUGCGCCGUAUAUGUGAGCGGUGCGGCGUGCAGCUGAGCGUGCGCACGCUGCGCGAGGUUCAGCAGCUGCAGAAGGCGGAAGCCGCUGCGAAAGGCCUCGAGGCACUGGCAGAGAUUCUGCGAGUGCCAGAGGAGCGUCUGUCGCUAGAGCUCUGUCCGAUCGCGCGGCAAGCCGUGGAGAACAUCCUAGGCCGCAUCGAUGUGAUGGACCCGUCGAAUCAGCGCGCCUUCUACCUGCGCCGCACCGUGCCGUCCACGUACAUGAAGCUGGACAGCGCGGCGAUCGAGGCGCUGGACCUGGUGAGCAAGAAGCCGGAGCCGCGCGGCACCCUUCCGACGUCUGUGUUCUCAUGGCUGAACCGCUGUCACACCGGCAUGGGCGCGCGUGCGAUGCGGCAGUGGCUGCUGCAGCCGCUCCGCUGCGCCGACGACAUAAACCAGCGCCUCACCAUGGUGGAACUCUUCGUGGAGAACCCCAUUCUGCGCGACAUGUUCACGGCCCAGGUGCUGAAGCGGUGCGGCGACAUGGAUCGACUUAACCGCAAACUGCAGCGUCGCAGCCUCGCCCUGAAGGACACGCAGGCGUUCCUGGAGUUUGUGAAUGUCGUCCCUGCCGCUCUACAGGUACUGGGUACCUACACAGGUCCGCAGUCGAAGCUCUUGAAAGACGAGUACGUUGCCCCGUUGGAGGAUAUUAACGACCAUAUGGCGAAUCUGAAGACGCUGAUCGAGGCAACAGUGGACUUCAGUGACCGCAAUGCGGUCCGCAUGAACGCCACGUUCGACGACGAGCUUCAGGACCUGCAUGAGCAGCUCACGAGCACUCAGCGGCAGAUCGACAAGGAGUACGGCCGCGUCCUGAGCAAGUACGGGUGGAAUGAGAAGCAGCUCAAGCACGAGUACCACGGCACGUAUGGCUACGUCUUCCGCGUCUCUCGCAAGGAGGAUCGCCAGCUGCGCAGCACAAAGGAGCUUAUCACGGUAAGCACGUCCAAGGACGGCGUACGGUUUGUGUCAGAGAAGAUGGCGGCCCUCAGCGAGCAGUAUCGGCGCAUUAGCGACGACUACGAGACACGGCAGAUGGACCUCAAGCGCAAGCUUGUGGACACCAUCGCCUCCUAUCUGCCCGUGCUCGACGACGCCAAGGAGCUGAUAGCGACCCUGGACGUCUACGUGGCCUGGGCUCUCGUGGUGAAGGAUUGUCCGCGCCCCAUGGUGCGGCCAGUUGUACGCGAGGCCCCUGGCACUGUGACAUUGGUGAAGCAGGAGGGGACAGGCGCACGCAGCGCAGACGCGGCGCCGCUCCUCUCCUUCAAGGGGCUUCGUCAUCCUUUGGUAGAGCUACGCCAGCCGGCCUACAAGGCCAACCCUCUCCACCUCACCACGCAAACCAACGGACUGCUCAUUACCGGACCCAACAUGGGUGGCAAGUCCACGUACAUGCGCAGCGUCGGUGUCGCUGUGGUGCUGGCGCAAGCGGGCUGCUUUGUGCCGGCUGAUGCGGCAGAGGUUCAGGUGCGCGACGCUGUCAUGUGCCGAGUCGGCGCGACCGAUCACCUGGCGCAGGGCGUCUCUACGUUUAUGGUGGAGAUGCUCGAGUCUGCGUCGAUACUCACAGGUGCGACGCAGGACACCCUCGCCAUCGUCGACGAGCUCGGCCGCGGUACGUCUACGUACGACGGCUUCGGGUUGGCGUGGGCGAUUGCCCAGGACGUGGCGGUGCGUGUUCGCGCGACGCUGUUGUUCUCCACCCAUUAUCACGAGCUGACGCAGCUACCGCAGCAGUGUAGCGCUCUGCAGAACAUGCACUUUGGCGCCGAGGUCGACGAGUCGGCCGGAACGCUGCGCUUCUCCUACACCCUCCAGCCAGGCCCGUGCGGACGCAGUUACGGCCUGUACGUCGCGUCGUUGGCGCACCUGCCAGAGUCCGUGAUUGCGUGCGCCAAAGUGAAGGUGGCGGAGUGGGAGACGUUUGAAAAAGAGGGCGCCACGAAGAGCAGUGCUGGAGCGGCGCUCGAGGAGAAGGUGGUGCGGAAGGUUUCGGCGUACGCCAAGCGCAUCCGUGAGCUGGAACAGCAGGGACCCGGCGACGAUCACGACGCGGCAGUAAAGCGGCUAAAGCUAGAGAUCCAGCAGGACGCAGAUGUUCGCCCGUACUUGUGCGAGGUGGCGUAG
Molecule: messenger RNA, 2820 nt
Organism: Leishmania mexicana MHOM/GT/2001/U1103
Lineage: Eukaryota; Euglenozoa; Kinetoplastea; Trypanosomatida; Trypanosomatidae
Product: MSH2
Exons: 1
Coding region: 1-2820 (939 amino acids)
Biological process (GO): mismatch repair
Cellular component (GO): nucleus; MutSalpha complex
Molecular function (GO): mismatched DNA binding; ATP binding; ATP-dependent DNA damage sensor activity
Source: RefSeq, a predicted model, not a curated record